CAGCAGAGAGAAGUUGCACAACACAGUUGCACUUUGGAAAAGGAUCAAAGUUCUUGCUGAAACUUUUUUUCUGGACCGUAGACUAAGUCAGAUAAGAUGAUGAAGAAGCUGUGGAUGGAUGUGGACACAGGUGUGGAUGAUGCUCAGGCCAUCAUGAUAGCCAUCGCCGCCCCAAAUGUGGAGAUCCUGGGGAUCUCCUGCAGCCAUGGCAACACACCCCUGGAGAACUCCUGCAAGAACACACUGCGUGUCCUGAAAGCCUGCAACAGGCCGGAUAUCCCGGUGUACAUAGGAUGUUCAGGGCCACUGCUGAACCGUACACGCCACGCUGGAGACUUCCACGGGAAGGACGGGCUGGGUGACUCCCCGGAUCCAGACGCUCCAGGCCUGGAGCUGCUGCAGAAGAAAAGAGCAGCGCAGGCCAUCAUUAAGAUAGUCAACCAACACCCUGGAGAGGUGAGUCUGGUUGCCACGGCGCCCCUCACUAACCUGGCCGUCGCGGUCCAACUGAGCCCGUCCUUCCCCAAGAAGCUGAAGGCACUCUACAUCAUGGGAGGAAACAUGGAAUCCAGGGGUAACACCACGGUGUGUGGAGAGUUCAACUUUGUGGCUGACCCCGAGGCUGCCUACAUCGUGUUGGACCGCUACACCUGUCCCACCUACAUCGCCACCUGGGAGUUCAGCUGCAGGAACAGCCUGCCGUGGUCUUUCUGCGACACUUGGUUGGCCCAAAACACAGACAAGGCUCGCUUCAUGGAGAAGAUUUACAGCCACACCAGGAAGAUGGUCCAGACUGAUCGGUAUCAAAAGGAGCUAGUGUCAGGAUCCGGGUUCAACACCUGUGACACGUAUGCUUUGGCUGCAGCCAUCGAGGACACCCUGGUGACGGAGAGUGAAGAGGUUGCAGUGACGGUGGAGUUGGAGGGGGCUCACGCUCGAGGCAUGAUGGUGCUGGACUACAUGGACCUGCUGAAGAAGGAACACAAGGUCACCAUCAUGAAGAAAAUUGACGAGAAUAAGUUCAAACAACUGUUGAUGAAUGCACUGAAAUGACAAUCUUUGCAAAGUGCAGCCAAACCGGUUACAAUACGGUUCAUCCCACUCUUUAUUAUUACUUCUAACACUUUCUACAUUCCAUUGUGUUGCACUAAAUAUGGUCGUGUCAGGUAACGCCCCAGAGGAGAAACCUGUUUUCACGUGUUUUGAAGUGGGGUUAUAUGAGGUACUUAUCCAUAGUCAGUGUAUUACUCACAGUUCGACACGCCCCCAGUUUGGAGACACAGACAGGAGUUACCGCAUGGAAGCAAAAUUACAGGAGGUAAAAUUACAGUUUUUUUCAAUGGAGUCUGGUGUCUUUGGCGAGAGCAUAGAUGAGGCUUCAGUUCCCUCUCUGAAACAGACUGUAUAGCGGUCUCACAGCAAGAUGUACCGGCGAAAGUUACCGUGCUGGUACUCCUGUCUGCUUCUCCAAACUGGGGGCGUAACGACCGCCAUCUACUGUAGGUAAUACACCGACUAUGGAUAAGAAGCUCAUACAACCCCAUGUCAAAACACCCAAACUAUCCCUUUAAGGUGAACAAAUAACAUGUGCCUGAUAUUUCCUUAAAAGUUCUCAUUGAAAGUGGAUUGCCUGUUUACUUUUUACUCAUUAUAUUGUUUUUGUAUAUGUCUUCAUUCGUAGACGUUUCAAAUAUUGAAUCUUCUGUAUGUAUAUUUGUUUUUUCCUUUCUUUUACAUUCCUGUUCAGUAUUUUCUAUUUCUGGGUUUCUUUUUUAUUACAUGGUCCUUGAGAUACAUAUUGUCUCUUUUCAGGGAUGUUUUUUCCUGUAUUAUUAAGAAAGAUAAUGAUGAGUCAUAUUGUGAGAUACGGUUAGUGAUUCUUUCUUAAAAACUGAAAUAAAUGAGUUGAUAC
Molecule: messenger RNA, 1912 nt
Organism: Sebastes umbrosus (honeycomb rockfish)
Lineage: Eukaryota; Metazoa; Chordata; Actinopteri; Perciformes; Sebastidae
Product: inosine-uridine preferring nucleoside hydrolase-like
Exons: 9
Coding region: 97-1053 (318 amino acids)
Molecular function (GO): hydrolase activity, hydrolyzing N-glycosyl compounds
Source: RefSeq, a predicted model, not a curated record